AUGUAUAGAUCCACCCCACCCCCUACUUCGUCCAGCAUUGUCUACGUUGGCCAACUUCCUUACGAGUGGAGCGAAGAGGCCGUCCAUAGUGCUGUAUGUGGGACCGGUGAUGUUGUUGAGGUCAGAAUGGGUAUGGAUAACCCCCAUAAAAACAAAGGCUUCUGCUUUGUCGAGUAUGCCAAUCCAGCUGAAGCACACAAGGCAAUCUCGUUACUUAACGCGAUGAGAAUCGAGGGGAAGAAAAAUUUACGCACCGAAUUGUCCAAGGAAGGCACCAGAGAACGCAUGAGCGGCCAGAGCCAGAAACCGAUUUUAAAGUUGAACCGAAACGCCUUGCCACAUAACCUUAUCUUGCCACAAGAAAUGCUUAAUGAUGGGAUACCAUUACCAAAUCGUAGUGCAAAUGGCUACGCAGCUCCGAACAUGGGCGCGCCUUACAACCAGAACGCCCAGAUGUACAACACAAAUACCUUCGGUAGCGGGCCCAAUUUCAACGGAAACAGGUUUAACAGCUCGGGCCCAAACAAUUACACGAGCAACCAAAUGUCAGCGAUGCCAUUCUCCAACCCGGCCAUGGCCCCGACAGCCGCUAAUCAAUUCUCUGCCCCUCCGCCGAUCCCAGCCAGCUUAACCAACGCUUUCCAGGUUUUACCGCAACAAGGUGGUCAUACCUUUGACAAGGAGGAUAAGGUGAGUGAAAAUUUGUCUACGAUUCCCCCAGCGAUGUUGGUGCAACUCAUUGCGCAGUUGAAGAGCUUGCUUAUAGGUCCGAAUGCUGCCUCUGCAGCCCAAAUUUUCACCGCUUACCCGCACUUAGCAGUAUCAGCGGCCCAAGCCCUUCUCUCCAUGGGCCUCAUUGACCUCGACGUUAUUUCGGAGGCUGCCCUGACAUCAUCCGUGGAAGCGGCUGCUACCGGUCGCUCCCCAGUCCUGGCUGUGUCUGUUCCAGGACAGACGGAUAUCCCGGCUCUAAGUCAGGACCCAGUCACCGUCCAGGCCCCGGCCCCAGCCCCACAAGUUGCAGUCAACUCAAAGUGGCCAAACUUGCCAUCAUCUGUCGCCGACAAGUUGACGGCAUUGGACCCAUCCCAGGCGGAAUUGAUUGCGCAGGUGUUAUCGUUCACGCCCCAGCAGAUUGAGGCCAUGGCCCCUGAUCAGAAGGCCAUGGUUCAGAAUAUCCAUUCACAAUAUUAUUAG
Babjeviella inositovora NRRL Y-12698 is the source of this 1197-nucleotide messenger RNA. RefSeq names its product cleavage polyadenylation factor subunit. Gene Ontology annotation, molecular function: mRNA binding. The transcript has 3 exons. Lineage: Eukaryota; Fungi; Ascomycota; Pichiomycetes; Serinales. Gene Ontology annotation, cellular component: mRNA cleavage and polyadenylation specificity factor complex. The record is from RefSeq and is a predicted model, not a curated record. The coding region runs from base 1 to 1197 and encodes 398 amino acids. Gene Ontology annotation, biological process: mRNA 3'-end processing.